AUGGCGCUGGGUUUACUGCGCGUGCCUGCGCUCAUUGGUGGGGGUAUCACGGCGGCUGUUGUGUAUGUUCAGUAUAAAGUUGAAGAGGGUACGCGCUACGGAAAAGAUCUAUUGAAGCAAGGCGCAGAAUAUGUCGGUGGGACUUGGGAGUUCGUCAAGACUCGCGUUGAAGGCGCAACGGAUUUUGAGCUGCCGGCGUUGGAGAUGCCGUCGUGGAUGGCCAAGGCGCUACGAUUUGAGGAGGCUGCAUCAACCAAAGACAAAGCGCAAGGUGAGGGAAGUGGCGGCAAUGGUCCGAAUCAUGAUAGCGAAGCAGCUGCAGUCAUUGCCGCCGGAACAGCAGCGGCGUACACAUCAAGUGAUGAAGAACUACCGCGCAAAGCACCGCGUGACGAUCAGAUGAUGGUACUGACGCGCAAGAUGAUUGAGAUUCGCAACUUGCUCAAACAAGUAGAUCAGACGGAAGCUCUGACAUUACCGAGUAUCGUUGUGAUUGGAUCACAGAGUUCUGGCAAGAGUUCAGUGCUCGAAGCACUGGUCGGACAUGAGUUUUUGCCAAAGGGAACGAAUAUGGUGACACGACGACCCAUUGAGUUGACACUUAUCAACACGCCUGGUGCAUCAGAGUAUGGUAGCUUUCCAGCGUUGGGACCAACCAAGAUUACAGACUUUUCGCAAAUUCAGACCAUGCUGACAACCAUGAAUAAAGCGGUGUCUGAUGAAGAAUGCGUAUCGGAUGAUCCAAUUCAGCUCAACAUCUACUCACCGAAUGUCCCAGACUUGACGCUGAUCGAUUUACCCGGCUACAUCCAGAUCCAAUCAAAAGACCAACCAACAGAUCUGAAAUGGAAGAUAGCAGAGCUAUGCGACAAGUAUAUUCAAGAACCCAACCUCAUCUUGGCAGUCUGCGCAGCGGAUGUUGAUUUGGCGAAUUCGCCUGCCCUACGAGCAAGUCGAAAGGUAGACCCACUCGGCAUUCGCACCCUCGGUGUCGUGACAAAGAUGGAUCUCGUGACGCCCGAUCGUGGCGUUGCAACACUCAAAGAUGCCAAUUACCCACUGAGUCUCGGAUACAUUGGUGUUGUUUGUAAAGCCCCACAACCGUCGACUUCCCUGUUUCGUCGAGAAUCGGCGUUGGAGGUCAUGUCACGCAACGAGCGAGCAUUCUUCAGUGCAUCAACUGAGUAUGCAGACUGUGAUGUCGGCACGAGCACACUACGAAGCAAACUCAUGAGUGUCCUUGAACGUUCCAUGGCGGCCAGUCUACAACGCACCUCUGAUGCUAUUCGUCAGGAACUCGAAGAAGCUGCCUACCAGUUCAAAGUACAGUACAAUGAUCGCAGCUUGACGGCAGAGACGUAUGUCGCAGAAACGAUUGAUGCAUUCAAGCAUGAUUUCAAGGCCUUUUCAGCGACGUUUGGUAAAUUGCAAGUGCGCAGUAUGUUGAAGGCAGAACUAGAUCAGCGUGUCUUGGAGCUGGUAGCAGAGCGGUAUUGGUCAGAUCCAAAGAUGAUUGCUUGGGCAACACAACCAAACGCUGAUGCGCAUUGGAGUAGAAAAUUGGAUGCAACGCAGUCUGCAUUGACGAGAAUGGGUGUUGGCCGGUUAUCGACGACUCUGGUGACAUCACGCCUUGCAUCAGAGAUGGAGAAUCUAGCAAAUGCCGGAUCCUUGCGCAAUCAUCCAUUUGCAAAGGAAAUCAUCUGUCAUGCUGCACGGGAUAUCAUGAAUGCACGAUAUCACGGGACUGCUGAGCAGGUGGAGAAUUGCAUCAAGCCGUACAAGUUUGAGGUGGAUGUGGAGCGUGAGGAAUGGCAGGCGAGUCGACAACGUGCGGCGCAGCUGAUGGAGGAGGAACUCAAGCUGUGCAGGCGCAGCUAUGCGGCAUUGUCGAAUGCCGUUGGAGCGAGACAACUAGCGCGCGUGAUGGAGUAUGCGGCCUCGGGAAGAGAGACAAAGGAGAGUAUGGGCUACAGUCAAGCACUACUUGAGAAGGGCCGGCAAGCAUCGUUCUUGACGGAUCGAGAAGCAGUCUUGUUGAUGCGAAGCAAGUUUCUGCGGUCGAAAGCGUGUGCGACGACAGAGGGCAAGUAUGUCUGUCCAGAGAUAUUCUUGGAUGCUGUUGCACAGAAGCUGACGCAAACGGCGGUGCUGUUCAUCAAUGUUGAGCUGCUAUCGGAGUUCUUUUACCAGUUUCCACGGGAGCUGGAUCAUCGGUUGAUACACAACUUGAGCAGACAGCAGGUGGAGCUGUUUGCAAAGGAAGAUCCCAAGAUCAAGGCACACAUUGAGCUGCAGGAGAAGAAGGAACUGCUGGAGUUGGCAUUGACGAAGAUGGAGAGUGUGAUGCAGAUUGAGAAGGACAAGCAGCAGGACGAGCGGAGACAGGGCGAUGGGCAGACUGCUGCUGGUGGUACAGGCAGUCCACCCGCCCGGCGUCCCUACUGGAAGUCCUAG
Molecule: messenger RNA, 2457 nt
Organism: Protomyces lactucae-debilis
Lineage: Eukaryota; Fungi; Ascomycota; Taphrinomycetes; Taphrinales; Protomycetaceae
Product: P-loop containing nucleoside triphosphate hydrolase protein
Exons: 2
Coding region: 1-2457 (818 amino acids)
Cellular component (GO): cytoplasm; membrane; microtubule
Molecular function (GO): GTPase activity; GTP binding; microtubule binding
Source: RefSeq, a predicted model, not a curated record